AUGGAUUUCCUUCGCGGACGAGUCGUGCUGCUUGUCCUGGUGCUGGUGUCUGCGUGCAUCGCUACGCGUCUCCCCAUCGUCGACCUGGGCUACGAGUUGCAUCAAGCCUAUUCCUACAAUGAAACCUCUGGACUGUACAACUUUUCCAACAUCCGUUAUGCCGCCCCUCCUGUGGGAAAUCUUCGCUGGCGCCCUCCUGUUGCCCCUACUGUGAACCGCUCCGUGGUCCACACAGGCUCUCGCGGUCGUAUCUGCCCUCAGGCGACUCCCAUGUGGGAAACGGACAUCGCACCGGAUUUCGUGGUGAGCGUCAUAGAGGGGGUCCCCUACACUGGCCCGACCAACAUCUCGAGUUUUUCGUACACACCCGGCACGCCUGAUCCUCGUACGACUGAGGACUGCCUUUUCCUGGACAUCGUGGUGCCCAAGAAGAUCUUCGAUCGCUCUCAGAACAAGACCUCGGUUCCCGAGAAUGCGACAGCCCCAGUUCUCGUCUGGAUCUUUGGUGGCGGUUAUACGUCCGGCGAUAAGAGUGAGGAAAGCCCAACGGGACUGAUCGAGCGCAGCUUGAAAGGUGGAAAGGAGGGCAUUGUCUUUGUGGCGCUCAAUUACCGUCUCGGCGCCUUUGGCUGGCUCGCUGGUAGCAGCUUGACUGGCAAUGGCACUGCUAAUGCUGCCCUGUACGAUCAACGCUUCGCCCUGGACUGGGUCUACAAGAACAUCCAUCUUUUCGGAGGCAACCCCAACCGUGUCACCGUCAUGGGCGAAUCCGCCGGAGGAGGCUCCAUUGAACACCAGAUCACCGCGUUCGGAGGCAGCAGAGGACCCGCCCCCUUCCAGCAGGCCAUCCUCCAAAGCCCCGGCUGGUAUCCAGUCCCCGAGCAAGAUGAACAAGAGGACACGCUGCAGGAAUUCUUGGGCCUGCUGAACGUCAGCACCAUCGCCCAAGCCCGCUCGCUGCCUUCCAGCGACCUGAUUGCCGCCAACGCCUACCAGGUCGCCAAGACGCAGCUGUACGGCACCUUCAAGUACGGGCCCGUCGUGGAUGGGGUCUUUGCGCCCGAGCUCCCGGGCAUGCUGCUUCUCGAGGGCCGGUUCGACCACAACCUGAGCAUCAUGGUUGGCCACAACGCCAAUGAGGGUCUCGCCUUCACACCUCCAUACAGCGUCGAGUCGGACGGCCUUGAGCUCCUCAUCAAGAGCCACCUGCCGGAGAUCAGCGCCAACGCCGAGAACUACAUCACCAACGUCCUGUACCCGGCCAACUACAGCGGCCUGUACGGAUACAACACGACGGUCGGGCGGUCCGCGCUCACGAUCGGGGAUCUGGUCUUCUCGUGCAACACCGACUACCUUAACCGCGCGUACGGCAACGAUACCUACGCGUACAUGUUCAGCAUCCCGCCUGCCAUCCACGGGCAAGACGUUCCCUACACCUUCUACACACCUGGGGUCUCUUCGGCCUCGGACGUGGAGAGCACAUACAUCGCCGAUGUGAUGCAGGACUAUUUCACCAGCUUCGUCGAGACGGGCGUGCCCAACUCGACCAUCGGCCCGGUGUUCGAAAAGUACGGCGCCCGCGGUCGGCUGCUGAACCUAGGCCUGACCAACAUCACGGCCAUGCAGGAUCCCACGCGCAACCCGCGCUGCAAGUGGUGGCAGAAGGGUCUUUAUUUUCCUCAUAAUUAG
This is a messenger RNA of Penicilliopsis zonata CBS 506.65, 1689 nucleotides long. RefSeq lists its product as hypothetical. The record is from RefSeq and is a predicted model, not a curated record. NCBI's taxonomy places the organism in Eukaryota, Fungi, Ascomycota, Eurotiomycetes, Eurotiales, Aspergillaceae. The coding region runs from base 1 to 1689 and encodes 562 amino acids. The transcript is spliced from 3 exons.